AUGGACGCCAGCGCGCUGGAGCUGGACGCGGUGAAGUUCGCGCAGCUGGCGGUGCAGCGGGACCAGAGCGGGCGCUACCAGGAAGCUGUCUUCUACUACAAGGAGGCUGCACAAGCCUUGAUUUAUGCUGGGAUGGCAGGGUCCAACUUGGAAAACAUUCAAGAAAAGAUAAAUGAAUACUUGGAGAGAGUUCAAGCUCUCCAUUCAGCAGUUCAGUGCCAGAACACAGACCCCCUGAAGUCCAAGCAGCAGCUGGACCUGGAGCGUGCUCACUUCCUGGUCACCCAGGCCUUUGAUGAAGAUGAUAAAGGCAAUGCAGAGGAAGCUGUGGAGCUGUACACGGAGGCAGUGGAGCUCUGUUUGCAAACAGCUACAGAAACCUCAGAAGUAGGCCUGCAGUCGAAGCUGAAGCAGCUGGCUCGUCAGGCACUGGACAGAGCAGAGGCACUGAAGGAAUCUAUGUCCAGGUCAUCUCAGAAAGAGAAGUCAACGGCAGCUAAACCAAAUCAGCCAGUCAGAACCUUCUUUCCACUGGGACCCGAUUUCUCUUUGAAUGACAAGCCACAGACAAUCAGGGCAGUACAAGCUAGUGAGCCUCAAGGUCAGAGAUACACUGCAGAGGAGAUAGAAGUGCUCAGGAAAACUUCCAAAAUCAAUGGCAUUGAGUAUGUCCCUUUCAUGAGUGUGGACCUGAGGGAACGUUUUGCAUUCCCCAUGCCGUUCUCUGAUAAAUGUGGGAAGUUACCCUUAUCCCCCAAACAGAAAGCAAUGUUUGCCAGGUGGGUGCGACCAGAUGACAUCACCAAUAACCCCACCAUGAUUUAUACUGUGUCCAGCUUCAGCAUCAAGCAGACAAUAGUAUCAGACUGCUCCUUUGUGGCAUCACUAGCUAUCAGUGCAGCAUAUGAGAGGAGGUACAACAAAAAACUGAUCACAAGCAUAAUUUACCCUCAGAAUAAGAAAGGAGAGCCAGAAUAUAAUCCAUGUGGCAAAUACAUGGUGAAGCUUCACAUCAAUGGUGUGCCUAGAAAGGUGAUCAUAGAUGACCAAUUACCUGUUGAUCACAGUGGGGAACUUCUCUGCUCUUACUCUAACAACAAGAACGAGCUGUGGGUGUCGCUGAUAGAAAAGGCUUACAUGAAGGUGAUGGGAGGAUAUGAUUUUCCUGGAUCCAAUUCUAACAUUGAUCUCCAUGCCCUGACUGGCUGGAUACCUGAAAGAAUUGCUAUGCACUCUGACAAUCAGGCUUUCAAUAAAGACAGCACCUUCAGAAUGCUUUAUCAAAGAUUUCACAAGGGAGAUGUCCUCAUCACAACAGCAACAGGGGUGAUGUCUGAAGAGGAAGGAGAAAAGUGGGGUUUGGUUCCAACCCAUGCAUAUGCAGUGCUGGAUAUAAGAGAGUAUAAGGGACUUCGAUUUCUGCAGCUGAAAAACCCCUGGAGCCACUUGCGUUGGAAGGGUCGAUACAGUGAACACGACACCAGGAACUGGACCCUAGACUUACAGAAAUACUUGAAUUUUGAUCCCAAAACAGCUCAGAAGAUAGACAAUGGCAUUUUCUGGAUUUCCUGGGAGGACCUGUGCCAGUACUAUGAUGUCAUUUAUCUGAGCUGGAACCCAAGCCUGUUUAAGGAGUCUACUUGUAUUCACAGCACCUGGGAUGCGAAGCAGGGCCCAGUGAAGGAUGCCUACAGCCUGGCCAACAACCCCCAGUACAGGCUGGAAGUCCAGUGCCCCCCAGGGGGUGCUGCUGUCUGGGUCCUGCUCAGCAGACAUAUCACAGAUAAGGAUGACUUUGCACACAAUCGGGAGUUCAUCACCAUGGUGGUGUACAAGACAGAUGGCAAAAGAGUUUACUACCCAGCGGAUCCUCCUCCCUACAUCGAUGGCAUUCGCAUCAACAGCCCUCACUACCUGACCAAGAUCAAGCUGACCUCUCCAGGGCCCCACACCUUCACCUUGGUGGUGUCCCAGUAUGAGAAACAAAACACCAUCCACUACACCAUCAGGGUGUAUUCCCUCUGCAAGUUCACCUUCUCCAAGAUUCCAACACCUUACACCACCUCCAAACGGGUGAAUGGGCAGUGGAAAGGGCACAGUGCUGGAGGCUGUGGGAAUUUCAGAGACACCUACAAGAACAACCCCAUGUACCAGUUCCAGCUGGACAAGACUGGACCCUUACUUAUAGAGCUGCGGGGACCAAGGCAGUACAGCGUUGGCUUUGAGCUCAUCACUGUGUCUACAGUAGGAGAUCCUGGCUCCCAUGGCUUCCAGAAGAAGAGCAGUGGUGACUACAGGUGUGGAUUUUGCUACUUGGAAGUGGAGAAUGUCUUUGCUGGAGUUUACAACGUUAUCCCCACCACCUUCCUGCCCCAGCAAGAGGGCCCUUUCUUCUUAGACUUUAACAGUACCUCUGCCCUGAAGGUGUCACAGCUGCAGUGAGAAGACAGAGCUGUGCUUUGCUGGUCAAGGAGGUGGCUUUGCACUGUCCUGCAGUCUUGGAGCAGGUGAAUAACUCUUACUGCACACAGGCAUAAAAGGAAGGAAUGUCCCAAGCUAAAGGCAGAGGCAUGGGAUGGCUGCUGGCCCCAUCAGUUGUGGGGGGCAGCUGGCUGGGGGUUUGCUGCUGUGGUGUUGGAGCAGGAGCUGCUCGGCAGGCUCCUGAGCAGGCUGCAGUGCUGGUGCUGACAUGAGCUGGUCAUUUUACUGCUUUUCUUACUUCAAAUCAAAGCCCAGUGAGCUAAGGGAGUAACACUGAGAUUCUCUUCUCCUGAAAUCCAGGGUUAGGGGGUUAAGAUUUACUUCAAAGUAAACACAUGAGGAAAAGUAUUCUUGCGUUCUGCUUCUUCAGUUUCAGCACCAAAGAGCUUUCACUGCCUGCUUGUGCUGCUAUCUCGAGUGCUUUCAGCACUGAAGUAGUUCUCACAUGGAAGUGCACAUUUGCUGCUGCUGCUGAGGGCUGCGUGCAGCUGCUCUACAACACGAGGAAAGAAAGGGAAGCUUUAGCUGAGGCCUCACUCCUGUUACUCCAGAGCUGUUACCUCAGCACGCAGUGGUACAGCACAGGGUACUCUGGGAGUCCUCCCCGGGGGCAUCCAGGAGCUUGGCAGCAGCAGUGCCAGCUCUGCAGCCAAAGGGGCGCUCUGAGAGCCUGGCAGUCUCCUUGCUGACCCCAGCAGGCACUGAACUCCCCACCACCAGCACAGCUGAUAGAAAAAUGACAGGAACAAAACAUGCCUGUAGGGGAAGGAGCAUUGAAAGCCUGCCCUCAGACCACAGCUGCAGAAGAUGCACUUUCUGGUCCUAUCAGACAAGACAGCUUUGGAAAGGUGCCUUUGUCCUUGCAAGCUGAAGCCACUGAAAGACACUUGGCCAGUGCCAGCAGCAGGAGCAUGAUCAGAGCUCUUCAGAAAACGGUUGGCAGUGAGAGCAGUGCAGAAGCAGAGUUUGUAGGAGCCUGUUCUGUGUUCUUUCUCUAGAUCAACAUCCACUGCAGCUGAAGAUAGCAAAGUUUUUAAUUUAAAUUCUGCCUCACUCAUCUAAAAUACAAUGGGUUUGUCUCUUUCCCCGCCAACCCCAUGUGGAGUUUUGUCCUUUUUUUUUGCACUGGGUUUUGUCUUUUUGCAAUUCCACUCUAUUUGACACAGACCAGUGGGUGGAGCUCACCCUCACCACUGCACCAGGUUCAAGCUCAGUAUCAGUGUCCCUUUAUCACACAAGCUCCUCAUCUAUUGCACCUACCCAGGCUGGCAGAAUCCCAUGCAUGUCCCUUCAGGAUGGGACCCCUGAGUGGAGAAUUGGGAAGAAAAUACAAAAGCAUUGUUAUAAAGUCUGGUCUACAGCCUCAGGCUCUGGGAAAAUUAAUUUUCCACCAGGAUUUUCUUUCCUUUUUCCCCAGAAAAGUCCAGUUCUGACAGCCCUCAGAGCAGUGCCAGGCUUUGACAGAAGCUGUCCAAUUGUUCCACAAAAGAGUGCAGAAAAGGAAUUGGGAAGUGAACUGCUGCUCUGAUUGCAGCACCUGGGCUGAGCUUUUCUUCUCUGCUGCUGAGCAUUUCUUGAGUCCUGUCACACACCACGAGGACAGUGGUUGUGUCACCUCUUGACCCUUAGGUCUCCUCUGCCUGUAACCAUGCAGUUCAAGCUUUUAAACAUGAAAAGACAAAGCCUCCUAUGAUAUCCCAAGGGAUAGCUGAGGAUGCAAAGGAAGGAUUUGAUUCUCACUGAUGGUGCAGGGGGAUAACUGCAGAGAGGUGCUGCUGAAGCUCUGACAUUCUCCUUAGGAUGAGGGGCAAUGGUUUGAAAUGAGAGCAUUCUAGGCUUCUAUUUUUUUAAUCCUACUUCAAGGCUCCCUCCAAGCCCCAGUGCUGCUGCUGGCUGUAGCUCAGGGGAGCACAGAGCCUGCUGGGUUGUGUCACUCCUCGGUUACUCUUGAGCCAACAGUUCUCAGACUGGAUGGGAGGCAGGGCCAUGGGUGAGGGGUACCACCAGCUUCUGUCCCCUCUGCCCCAUGAGCCUGGUACUCAGUCCUGCUCCCUGCUGCAAGUUUCAUGUUUCUGUUCUGUACAGUAAUGCUGCACCUGACCACAGAUCUGUGUCCUGUUAGGAGCAGGCUGUGUGGACAUACCAAAGAACAGUUCCAGGGUACCAUUUGCUUUAUACUUUUUCACCUCAGAGCAGCUGAAGUGGUCACAGACUUUGAUACACCAGAGGCUUAUUUUUAUACCCAUAAAGGCAGCCCCUUCUCCUUACACUGCAGAAUGCAUAGGGAGCUCCAGAGAAGGGGGACUGGAGCCAGCCUGUCCAUUUGUCUGUCCUCCACCUGUCACUCUGUCCUUUCCACUGCUGGCUUUGAUGAAGUUUAAAAUAAAAGGAAUUUUCCAUUGAUG
Messenger RNA from Indicator indicator, 4886 nucleotides. It is a transcript of the gene CAPN7, whose product is annotated as calpain 7. Lineage: Eukaryota; Metazoa; Chordata; Aves; Piciformes; Indicatoridae. The record is from RefSeq and is a predicted model, not a curated record. Bases 1 to 2442 code for a protein of 813 amino acids. Gene Ontology annotation, molecular function: calcium-dependent cysteine-type endopeptidase activity. The transcript has 21 exons. Gene Ontology annotation, biological process: proteolysis.